AUUCAUCCUCGCGCUCGCGGCGGCGGCGGCUCGCCUUUCGCGGACCGCCUCUUCUCCGCCGCCACUGUGUCGUUGUUUGCACGAAGCUGCGACCGUUCAAACGUUCAAGGUCGCCCCGGACCAGUGGUAAUCAAAUCGCACAACUACGCAAGAAAUCGUAUACAUGGCUCCGAAAAUAUGGCUAAUCUCUAUCUGCUCGCGUACGCUCAAAAGCCCGCUGUCCUUCUACUAGUACUGCAGUGUACAGUCUGAAUAGGGAUGACGUCUUCAAUGCACAUUCAGAAGCUUGGUCUGGUCAGAAGUCCCGAUCGAUUCGGAUAACGGUACAAACAGAGGGUACGCAACGGCUAGCCGGGCCGCCCAGCAAGUCUCCCAGUCGCUAUAAGAGAGCAGGGUGACCGAAGCAAGAGGAAACCAUUGGUCCUGUCUUGUUUAUUAGCGCAGUAGCAAUGGCAUCCCCCACAGUCAAGCUCAACAACGGUGUCGAGAUUCCCAUCCUUGGACUUGGUACAUGGCAGUCCAAGCCCAACGAGGUCACGAAUGCUGUUGAGCACGCACUGAAGGAGGUGGGAUACAGGCACAUCGACUGUGCAUGGGCAUAUGGGAACGAGAAGGAAGUCGGCGAGGGCAUCCGCAAGUCCGGCGUUCCGCGCUCCGAAAUCUUUAUCACCAGUAAGCUAUGGUCCACGCACCACCAGCGUGUCGAGGCAGCCCUCGACGAGACUCUCGCCAACCUGGGUACUGAUUACCUCGACCUCUAUUUGAUCCACUGGCCGGUUCACCUCAACCCCAAUGGCAAUCACCCGAGUUUCCCUACGCUCCCUGACGGCAAGCGGGAUGUUCUCUAUGACUGGAAGAUCAAAGAUACCUGGGCUCAAAUGGAGGCUGUCUUGAAGAAGGGCAAGGUCAGGGCCAUCGGAGUGUCGAACGUCUCCAAGCGUAUCCUUGAGACAGAGCUCCUGCCGUACGCCACUGUCGUUCCUGCCGUAAAUCAGCUCGAAAUCCACUUGUACAAUCCUCAACACAACCUUCUUGAGUACCUCCGGUCAAAGGGAAUCGUCGCGCAGGCGUAUUCCCCGCUCGGCUCGACGAACUCGCCUCUGUUGAGCGACGAGACGGCCACUGAGAUUGCAAGCAAGCACGGCUUGCAGACGCCGGACGUCCUCCUCGGUUACCUUGUGGCUAAGGACAUUGUCACGCUGCCCAAGUCAGUCACUCCGGCACGCAUCGCAUCCAACUACACCGGUGCACUUGCGGCCGCGUCAAAGCUGACGAAGGAAGACAUUGAGAAGCUGGACGGUGUUGCCGCGGCGGGAAAGCAGAAACGCCUCAUAACGCCACCGUGGCCUGUCGAUCUCGGGUUUGAAAACUGGCCGGGACAGAACCCCUGAGCAGAUGAUCGGCGAAGUAGUGAAUUUGUAUAGGCCGAUCAGCAGGCAGUCAUGACAGGAAUGUAUGUAUCCUGUAUAGGCGGUGAUAUCCCACUUGUGUUCCGAAGAUGAU
Rhodofomes roseus is the source of this 1503-nucleotide messenger RNA. Its product is annotated as Aldo/keto reductase. NCBI's taxonomy places the organism in Eukaryota, Fungi, Basidiomycota, Agaricomycetes, Polyporales, Fomitopsidaceae. Gene Ontology annotation, molecular function: aldose reductase (NADPH) activity. Gene Ontology annotation, cellular component: cytosol. The record is from RefSeq and is a predicted model, not a curated record. Bases 450 to 1391 code for a protein of 313 amino acids. The transcript is spliced from 8 exons.